Molecule: messenger RNA, 702 nt
Organism: Rhipicephalus microplus (southern cattle tick)
Lineage: Eukaryota; Metazoa; Arthropoda; Arachnida; Ixodida; Ixodidae
Source: RefSeq, a predicted model, not a curated record
GACAUAUAAAGCGCACUGAGGAAGGGCUUCUCAACGCAAGUUUGCAGCAAGUUCCUCUCUUUCGUAGAAACGUACUAUGACGCACGUUAUGAUGAAGCCAUCUGGUGCUGUUCUUUGUGUGCUUCUCCUGUGCAUUAUGAGUGUCUCUUCCCAGAACGUACCAGAGAAGUACGAAACGUUGGACAUCAUCGUCGACAAAGAAGCACAGCGCGUCGGCCUAGAAGCUGUUCAAGUGGGUGAAGUUCUGCAUGCCAUUGCGCAUGGUCUUCGCACACGUGCGCAGCACCAGGAAGGUGCAGAAAACCAGAGCCAACACUACUUUCUUGACAAGAUAUUGAAAGCCGUUGGUGAACUUGUCAAAGGGGCUGGGAACGCAGUAAAGGGAGUUGCUGAAGGUGUUGGCAACGCUGUCGGCGCAAUCACCUUUAGCCGCGCCAGCGGGGUGGUCACCACAGAAGCUGCUGAUAUACUUCGCAAAAUUGUUAGUAAAGACCUAAGCUUGUAUGCGACUGAGGACGGCAAGGUACACAAGGACUUUCGCCAACAGAUUGCCAAUGAUUUGAGUCGUGUGGCUGAGUCAUUAAUCCACAAAGGACAAGUGCUCUGUGCUGGCCGUGGCCGCACGCACCUGAACAAAAACGAAGCGAAGUUUGUCCAAAUGGUUGUAGAGCUUUUCUGAAAUAAAAACUGCAACGUAUGUGA